This is a messenger RNA of Halteromyces radiatus, 228 nucleotides long. RefSeq lists its product as uncharacterized. The record is from RefSeq and is a predicted model, not a curated record. The transcript has a single exon. Lineage: Eukaryota; Fungi; Mucoromycota; Mucoromycetes; Mucorales; Cunninghamellaceae. Bases 31 to 219 code for a protein of 62 amino acids.
AACUUUUCCCUUUUUAUUAUUGUUAUUGUGAUGAUGAUAAUGAUUUUGUUAUUACUAUUUUUAUUAUUAUUAAUAUUAUUAUUAUUACUGUUAGUUGUUACUAUUAGUUGUACUCCAUACCCACUUUAUUUUCCUUUUCUUCAUUUGUUCAUUACCCUCUACUGUCGUUUUUAUAUAUCUUCACUUUAUACCAUCUCUCACAAUCAACAUUUUAAAUAAAAGAAGAAG